GCGAGUCAGCAUGUUGAUGGCGUUUGCCUUCCCACUUCCGUCCAGCGUCAAGUCUCUUGUUGAAAAUAUUUCAAUUACAUCAAACAUUUUGUUGGAUUUGUAACAUUCGUACAACUUUGAACGUGUUCGCCACCCAAAAGGAGUAUUUCGGCUCUGAAGUGACUGUCAAGACCGGCUGCCCAUUCGCGUAAUCCAGCUGGAUGUGUGUUGUCUUCACGCCCGACUGAGAUGAAGCAUCAGAAGACCAAGUAGAACGCCGUAGAAAAAAAAAAAGCACAAAAGAUGGGUGAAGUGACUCGAGCUGCUGAUGACGGGGCGAAGCAAUCCUCCCUUCCAGAACCGCUGCUCAUCAUCCUGGCCCCGCCUCCACCUUUCCUCCCACUGGCGGACGACCAGAGCACUUUUUGGCACAAGUGGCUGAAAGCCUUCGAGCGCUACCUGAGGGCGCUCGGCGAAGAGCAGCUGACCGACUCCAGUAAAUGCGCACUUUUGCAGAACUGCCUCGGCCAAGACGGUCAGCACGUCUUCGCGGCGCUGGUCCCGCAGGACAGCUCGUACGCGGCGGCCAUCGCGGCGCUGACCGCCUACUUCAGCGGCGAUCUCGGCUCUCAGGCCAGCUUGCUCCGCUUCCACCAGAGAGCCCAGAUCGCCGACGAGAGCGCGGAGCAGUUUGUGCGCGCCUUGGCGGCUCUGCUGGCACCUUUCGACUGCGGCGCCUCGCACGAUGAGCUGAUCCUGAGUCAGCUGAUUGAAAAAACCAAGUGGCCGAAACUCCGAGAGCGGCUGCGCUCGCAAAGGGAAACGCUGACGUUGGCCGAGGCUUUGCAGAUCGCUAAAGCGGUGGAGUCUGGCAUGAAUGACGGUGACGAGGAUGUGAAGCCUCUGGUCCAACUACGUAAAAGCGGAAGACAUCGGAAGGUCAAAUUGGAGCCCGGCGACAGCGGCUCUCCGUCGCGUCUCAUAAAGCAAGAGGAAAGCUCAGAUGAAGCGAACAGCGACGAAGACCAGGCUCCCAAAAGACGUCGUACAUGUCCAGUGUGCACGGACCGACACUUCCCCAACAUGCACAAGCUGGCCCGACACAUGAGGACGCACACCAACGAGAAACCCUUCAGCUGCCCCGUCUGCGGCACGCUCUUCAGCCAGUCCUACCACAUGACCCGGCACAUGCGGGUGCAGCACAACGCCGCCCAGCACGUGUGCCCCGUGUGCUGCGACAGCUUCAAGAGCAUGGACGAACUGAAGAACCACAAGAGGACGCACCUCCCGCAGAUCCUUCUGUGUCCUUACUGUCCCGAGAGGUUCCCGGACGACGACGCCUUUUUAAGCCACGUCGCAACCCACACGGGGAACAAGCGGGAAGGUGACACGCCCGUAGAAGCGAUGGCGUCUUCUAAAGAGGACGUAGAGGACAAGGACAAAAAUGAGCCAGUUGUUUGGAGGGAGACGUCUUCUCCUGUCGGAGCCGCCGGCACCUGCAAGAAGAACUACGUGUGCUCCAUGUGCAACUCCAGCUUCAACCGGGCCGGCAAGCUCGCCCGACACUAUCGGACGCACACAAAGGAGAAACCCUUCCGCUGUCCCGUCUGCUCGCUCGGCUUCAGCGAGUCGUACCACAUGACCCGGCACCAGCGGCAGAAGCACGGGCUGCGGCCGUACACCUGCCCCAAGUGCGGCAAGACCAUGAGCACCUGGCAGGAGCUGAAAAAGCACCGCACGACUCACUCGGCUAAAAGACUGAUGUGUCCCGCCUGCAAGGAGUGCUUCAAAAACAAAGCCCUCUUGGAGAGUCACCUCAAAUCCCACACGGAGAUCCCGUCGGACCCGCACUCGCUCAUCUGCACCGAGUGCGGGAAAGUGUUUGGCCGCAAUUACCACCUGAAGAGGCACAUCAUGGCGCAUCGCAAGGCGGGCAACGGCGAAUGCUACACCUGCGCCGAGUGCCACAGGAGCUACGCCUUUGCGGAGGACCUCAAAAAACACCUGAGGAAGCAUGAUAAGGAGAACAGCGGAACGUGUCCGAGAUGCGAGCAGAAGUUCGGCAGUCGGGAGGAGCUGGAGGUGCACAUGGCGGCUCAUAAGACCAGCUACCUGUGCAGCGUCUGCGGGAAGAAGUUCAAGGUGGAGUACGCCCUGAAGAAGCACGAGCAGAAGCACAAGGAGGCGCACUACUAUUGCACCUUGUGCGACAAGAGUUUCAGCAAGCUGUCGCACUACAAGCGGCACGAGGCGGUGCACGACCGGCGCGAAUGCAGAUGUCCGCACUGCGACUGCAUCUUUCUCAAGCGCACGGCCCUGAAGCACCACCUCCAGACGCACACUGAGGAGAGACCCCACCAGUGCACCUGGUGCGUGGAGACCUUCGAGGACAAGGAGAGCCUGGAUCUCCACUGCCUGAAGCACAGGAAGUUCCGGAAAGAGCGCCCGUACCACUGCACCCGCUGCGACCACGCCUUCGCCACGCUGGCGGAGCUCACCGGGCACAUGGGCGACCACGGCGGGCAGCCGCCGCUCAACUGCGAGAUCUGCGGCCGCACUUUCCUCAACCGCAGCAAGCUGGAGAGGCACCUGAGCAUCCACACAGGCGAGCGGCCGCACCUGUGCGCGCACUGCGGCAACGGCUUCCCGUCGGCCGCCGGCCUCAAGCAGCACGUGCACAUCCACACGGGCGAGAAGCCCUUCUCGUGUCCGCAGUGCGCCAAGUCCUUCAGCUCGGCCAGCGGGCUGCAACUGCACAGCCGGAAGCACACGGAGGCCCCGCGCAGGUUCGAGUGCCCCGACUGCGGCCGGACAUACGGCCGCAUGACGGAGCUGAAGAUGCACCAGCGCUACCACAUGGGGGACAAGCCUUUCUCCUGCACGUACUGCAGCAAAAGCUUCGUCAGCAAACACAAGCUGAUGGUUCACACUCGCGUCCACACGGGCGAGAGGCCGUACUCGUGUCCCCACUGCGGACAGACUUUCACGCAGACCGGAGACAGGAACAGACACAUCAAUAAGUUCCACUCGUGAGACGUGACGAGACUUGAGAUGGGAGUUUAAAAGCCUACUGAAACCCACUACUACCGACCACGCAGUCUGAUAGUUUAUACAUCAAUGAUGAAAUAUUUACAUUGCUACACAUGCCAAUAUGGCCGGUUUAGUUUACUAAAUCCAUCCAUUUCCUACCGCUUAUUCCCUUUGGGGUCGCAGAGGGUGCUGAAUGGCAAUUUUAAAUUUCCCGCCAAGUGUCCUGUUGAAAACGUCGCAGAAUGAUGACGCUUAUGUUGACGCGUGCUUGUGGCGUUAUUGGUUGUAGCGGACAUUUUAUCCCAGCACCCCUCACAGCUAAAAGUUGUCUGCUUUAAUCGCAUAAUUACACAGUAAUUUGGACAUCUGUGUUGCUGAAUCUUUUGCAAUUUGUUCAAUUAAUAAUGGAGACGUCAAAGAAGAAUGCUGUUGGUGGAAAGUGGUGGAUUGCAGCUGCCUUUAGCAACACAAACACAGCCGGUGUUUCUUUGUUUGUUGUGAAGCUUCAAUAUGGAACAGAGCGGUCAAGCAAACAUGUUUCUCUACCACAUGUCAGCCGGCAGGUUUCGGUGAGAAAAUUGUGAUAAUAAGUCGGCUCUUACCGUAAACAUGAGUGGAGCUUGUGUCGUUCUUCCUGCAGUUAAAGAGGCAGCUGCGACUUAUUUGGCUCCUCCAUGGCAUCCCUCAGAGACACCGGUGGUCACCACACCCCUCCGACUUUCAGAUAUGACUUUAUAAUCUCACUAAAACACUAGUAACAGAUAAGGGAUUUUCCAGAAUUAUCCUAGUAAAUGUGUCUAAUAACACCUGAAUCGCUCCCACUGCCCUCGUCUUUUAUUUAUUUAUUUUUUCUUUUUCUAGUCCUUCACUCUCACUAUCCUCAUCCACAAAUCUUUCAUCCUCGCUGAAAUUAAUGGGGAAAUUGUCGCUUUCUCGGUCCGAAUCGCUCUUGCUGCUGGUAUCCAUGAUUGUAAACAAUGUGAGGAGCUCCACAACCAGUGACGUCACGCGCACAUCGUCUGCUACUUCCGGUACAGACAAGUUUUUUUUUAUUAGCGACCAAAAGUUGCGAACUUUAUCAUGGAUGUUCUCUACUAAAUUCUUUCAACAAAAAUAUGACGAUAUCGUGAAUGUAUGACACAUGGAAUGGACCUGCUAUCCCCGUUUAAAUAAGAAAAUCAAAUUUCAGUAGGCCUUUAUAUCAAUGCUCGCAUGACUUUUCUUUGCCUAAACAAGCAUGCCUUUUCAAUUGUAGACUCUUGGUGAGAAUGUGAGCACGGGUGCUUGUUUUUCUUUGUGUGCUGUGAUUGGCUGGUGAGCGAUUCAGGAUGUAGACCCCAGCUCAGCCCUGACAAAGAUAAGCGCUGGGGAAAAAAAGGGGAAACACAAGUCACUUUUCAACCAUCAUUUAAAGGUCUACUGAAAUUAGAUUUUCUUAUUUAAACGGGGAUAGCAGGUCCAUUCUAUGUGUCAUACUUGAUCAUUUCACGAUAUUGCCAUAUUUUUGCUGAAAGGCUUUAGUAGAGAACAUCGACGAUAAAGUUUGCAACUUUUGGUCGCUAAUAAAAAAGCCUUGCCUUUCCUCACAUUGUUUAUAAUGGGAACCUCCAACCUCUUGGUGAGAAUGUGAGCACGGGUGCUUGUUUUUCUUUGUGUGCUGUGAUUGGCUGGUGAGCGAUUCAGGAUGUAGACCCCAGCUCAGCCCUGACAAAGAUAAGCGCUGGGGAAAAAAAGGGGAAACACAAGUCACUUUUCAACCAUCAUUUAAAGGCCUACUGAAAUGAGAUUUUCUUAUUCAAACGGGGAUAGCAGGUCCAUUGUAUGUGUCAUACUUGAUAAUUUCACGAUAUUGCCAUAUUUUUGCUGAAAGGAUUUAGUAGAGAACAUCGACGAUAAAGUUUGCAACUUUUGGUCGCUAAUAAAAAAAGCCUUGCCUUUCCUCACAUUGUUUAUAAUGGGAACCUCCAAAAAAAAGAGCUAUUCGGACCGAGAAAACGACAAUUUCCCCAUUAAUUUGAGCGAGGUUGAAAGAUUUGUGGAUGAUUGUAUUGAUAGUGAAGGACUAGAAAAAAAUAAAUAAAUAAAGUUUUAAAAAAAAAAGGCAAUUGCAUCGUGAGCGAUUCAGAUGUUUUUAGACACAUUUACUAGGAUAAUUCUGGAAGAUCCCUUAUCUCAGUGGUUCUUAACCUGGGUUCGAUCGAACCCUAGGGGUUCAGUGAGUCAGCCUCAGGGGUUCCGCGGAGGUCAAAACACACCCGACUCAUCGUGUAAAUACAAACUUCUCCCUAUCGGCGUAUUACGGAUACGGCAACAGCUGACUAAAUUUGAAGGUGUGUAAUUUGUUGUGAGUUCAUGCACUGUGUUGGUUUUGUUGUUUGAACAAGGUGAUGUUCAUGCACGGUUCAUUUUGUGCACCAGUAAAAAAUACAUGGUAACACUUCAGUAUGGGGAACAUAUUCACCAUUAAUUAGUUGCUUAUUAACAUGCAAAUUAGUAACAUAUUGGCUCUUAACUGGUGAUUAUUAAGUACUUAUUAAUGCCUUACCUUCGUAUUGUGUGCAGUCCUGGGUUCAAAUCCAGGCUCGGGAUCUUUCUGUGUGGAGUUUGCAUGUUCUCCCCGUGAAUGCGUGGGUUCCCUCCGGGUACUCCGGCUUCCUCCCACCUCCAAAGACAUGCACCUGGGGAUAGGUUGAUUGGCAACACUAAAUUGGCCCUAGUGUGUGAAUGUGAGUGUGAAUGUUGUCUGUCUAUCUGUGUUGGCCCUGCGAUGAGGUGGCGACUUGUCCAGGGUGUACCCCGCCUUCCGCCCGAUUGUAGCUGAGAUAGGCGCCAGCGCCCCCUGUCACCCUGAAAGGGAAUAAGCGGUAGAAAAUGGAUGGAUAUUAAUGCCUUAUUCGGCAUGGCCUUAUUAUAACUCUAACCCUGACCCUAACCAAAUAACUCUAAAUUAAUUCUUUAUGACUUAGAAUAUGUUCCCCUAGUGUCCAAAUAACUCUAAGUUAAGUCUUUGUUACUUAGAAUAUGUUCCCAUACUGGCUUCACGGUGGCAGGGGGGUUAGUGCGUCUGCCUCACAAUACGAAGUUCCUGCAGUCCUGUGUUCAAAUCCAGGCUCGGGAUCUUCCUGUGUGGAGUUUGCAUGUUCUCUCCGUGAAUGCGUGGGUUCCCUCCGGGUACUCCGGCUUCCUCCCACUUCCAAAGACAUGCACCUGGGGAUAGGUUGAUUGGCAACACUAAAUUGGCCCUAGUGUGUGAAUGUUGUCUGUCUAUCCGUGUUGGCCCUGCGAUGAGGUGGCGACUUGUCCAGGGUGUACCCUGCCUUCCGCCCGAUUGUAGCUGAGAUAGGCGCCAGCGCCCCCCGCCACCCCGAAAGGGAAUAAGCGGUAGAAAAUGGAUGGAUGGAUGUUCCCAUACUAAAGUGUUACCAAAAACAUAUAUUUUUGUCUUGAAUUUGAAAAAAAUACAUAUAUUUUAUUUUUCUCUAAAGAAGGGUUCGGUGAAUGUGCAUGUGAAACUGGUAGGGUUCGGUACCUCCAACAAGGUUAAGAACCACUGCCUUAUCUGCUUAUUGUUUUAAUAGUGUUUUAGUGAGAUUUUAAAGAUUGCAAAGACAUCCCUCGAGGUCGGAUGGCUGCGGUGAACACGCAGUGUCUCAGAGAGAAGCCGAGGAGCCAAGCUCACAGCUGCCUUUUUUGACAUGACAGCUGCUGCAGGACGACGAAUAAUCCAUUGAUGUCUCCGGUAAGAUAUACAUCACAAUUUCCCCAUCCAAAAACAUGCUGGUUGACGUGGAGAAAACAUGUUCGCUUGACCGCUCUGUGUUAAAGCUUCACAACAAGCAAAUAAACACCAGCUGUGUCUCGGUGCUAAAGACAGCUGCAAUUGACUGCUUUCCACCAACAGCAUUCUUCUUUAUAGUCUCCAUUAUUAAAUGAACAAAUUGCAGAAGAUUCAGCAAGACAGAUGUCCAAAAUACUGUGUAAUUACGCCAUGAACUGCUUUGAAAUAAGAGCUGUCUCCCGACAAACUGUUAUGCUUGAAGUCGCAAACAAUAAUUGAAGUGACAGACAUCCCCAAAAUUAGUUGGAAGCACAGAACGAUCCCACCAAAACAUCCGGUUUAUUUGCUAGCAUUGGCUUAGAGCAGUGGUUCUUAUUCCCACCUCAGAAAACACACGGUUCUCCAAGUACCACUAGAAUCAACAUCCUUAAAAUACAGUGUAGUAGGCUUAAAUAUUCAUUAUUACAAGGCAGAGGUUUUAUUUAACAAGUAUAUUUAAUAUUUUUGACCACUGUAACGUUACACCCAGUUUGAACAGUAACACUGUGUUUGACUAUAGAAAAAUAAAACACUGUACUUUAAUCAAGUGAGUCUUCGGCGUACGACCGAGAAUCACUGACUUCGAGCUGAGCGACAUAACUUUGUUUUUCCAAGCGUGUUAAGGACAGUGCUGAGAAGAAUUGGAUGAUAUUCAUUUAAUUAAAGAAAUAAAUCAUCAAAAUUCCCAUACUGAUGCAGGAUGAGUCACGCUUGCAAGAAUGUUAACAUAUUAUCUGAACUGCGGAUAUUUAUCUGUGAAAAUAUGGAGAAGCUGCUGAUGGUGUGUUUGAUGGAGAAGCAGCUGAAAGGAUAUACCCUUGAAGUCCACUCUCCAAUGUAAACGCUGUACAUUAUUAUUAAAUUAAUUCAUAAAACUACUUACAUCGUAUUGUGUUUAUACAAUAUUUAUUAUCUAAAAGUUUAUUUUUAAAAGGCAUGUUUUUGAUUGUUUUAAUUACGAGUUUUUGAUUCGAGAUACAAGUAUUGAGAGUUAAGAAGAACCGCUUAAGAUCGUAAGUUGAGGUACUACUAUACCAAUUUAAAAUGGAUGGACGAAUUUAGGAGCAUCUAGAAUGGAAAUGCAAUAAAAUUCCCAACUAAACUAAAGGUGUAUGAAGAAGAAAUUGUAAACAACUGAGGACUAGAAAGCAUUCGUUGUCAUGAAGGUGGAAAAAAGUUGUUUCUCUCCCGUCUCACAAGGAAAGUCGAGCCCAAAACCACUUCCUGUUUAAUGGACUGCCUUUCACAAGCAGGAAUAAAGAACACGCGGGAAAAAAGGCCGAUAAAAAGUGAACAAACUCGUACUUUUUGAUGGAAACAAAGCAGAGCAAUUGUGGUCUCCGGUUACUUCGGUGUUACAAAAAAUGACACGUUUUUUUAAAAGUUGAACCCAAAAAAUAGCUUUGGUUACUUUUUGAUUCAUCAUUUUUAUUACUUGUUUAUUUUUUUGCUUCUGUGUGGGAAAAAAAAAAGAAAAAAGUUGCGCUGCUUUAACAUCAUGCUAACACUGAUUUUGUUAGUUUCACUUUUUUCACAUUGGGACAUUUGUAAAGCGACAAUUUGACACAAAGUGGACUUUUUAAUUGUGAAAUGUGAGAAUUAUGAAAGGUAAUUCUAGUGUGAAAAUGAUGCACAUGUUGAACCGCAUGUUUAAUAAACUACCAAUUGUAGAGAGAGAGGCUGAUAAUAUGCUUUUUGAAGCCGACUUCAGUUUUGUCGUUUUGCUUAAAAUGUCGUAUUUGUAUGACGCUUGAACUGUUUUUCCACUUUUAAUGCGUGAAAAAAAACAAGGUGAGAAAUGUGUUUUUGUACGACCCAAAAAAGAUUUACCAACCAAAUAGAUUUUUUUUCAAACAAGAAAAAUUGAUAAUGUGUUCUACUUUUAUCAAAAAAGGAUGAAUUUGUUAUGUAGAACAUACUUAAUUUAUUAAUUAAUACAAAAAGUUUAGCAGCAAUUUUUGUUUUAUGGUUGCAAUUUAACUUCAAUCUGGUGGGCGGGGCGUUUUCUGAAUAAUAUGUUAGUGUUUUUUAUUGGUCAAACUCGGAUGAUCACGUGACUGGGGACUACUUCCCCUUUAACAUGGUAAGAGGGGGAAAUUGUGGACAAUACCGACUAAUAAAAAAGUGUAGUGGAAUUGUUGGCCUUUUGUACUAUAUUUUGUGUAUCAAAGUCCGGAAAGAGAGCGAGGUCGAAAAGCAUUAAGAAGGACACGAAAGUACAAGAAUGUCCACUCGUUUCUUUCUUUUCCUAUUUGGAACCAUUGAAGGAUCAUCCUUCCAUCCAUCUUCUUCCGCUUAUCCGAGGUCGGGUCGUGGGGGCAGCAGCCUAAGCAGGGAAACCCAGACUUCCCUCUUCCCAGCCACUUCGUCUAGCUCUUCCCGGGGGAUCCCGAGGCGAUCCCAGGCCACCCGGGAGACAUAGUCUUCCCAAUGUGUCCUGGGUCUUCCCCGUGGCCUCCUACCGGUUGGACGUGCCCUAAUUGUAGGUGAAAGUUGAACUUGUGGUCAGGCUAACCAUUCUACAAAAUGUUUUGAUUGUAUAUUAUGACUAAGGGAUUCAAGAAUGUAGCAGAACAAACAAGUCCGAAACAACGGGACCUUGACACAUGAGGGAAACAUAUAAAAGGCCAGUAGACCAAUAUUAUGGAGUGAUUUUGCUUGAGGCUUCACGGUGGCAGAGGGGUUAGUGCGUCUGCCUCACAAUACGAAGUUCCUGCAGUCCUGGGUUCAAAUCCAGGCUCGGGAUCUUUCUGUGUGGAGUUUGCAUGUUCUCCCCAUGAAUGCGUGGGUUCCCUCCGGGUACUCCGGCUUCCUCCAACUUCCAAAGACAUGCACCUGGGGAUAGGUUGAUUGGCAACACUAAAUUGGCCCUUGUGUGUGAAUGUGAGUGUGAAUGUUGUCUGUCUAUCUGUGUUGGCCCUGCAAUGAGGUGGCGACUUGUCCAGGGUGUACCCCGCCUUCCGCCCGAUUGUAGCUGAGAUAGGCGCCAGCACCCCCCACGACCCCAAAAGGGAAUAAGCGGUAGAAAAUGGAUGGGAUGGGAUGGAUUUUGCUUGAUUCUCAAUCACCCACGCCUCCGGAGGACUAAGUCUGUUUGCAUGGGCAAUCAAAUCCAAUUUUUUACUUUUGAUUAUGGGUAAAUAAAACUUUAGUACUAAACCA
This is a messenger RNA of Nerophis ophidion (straightnose pipefish), 9988 nucleotides long. Its product is annotated as zinc finger protein 271-like. The transcript is spliced from 2 exons. The coding region runs from base 283 to 3012 and encodes 909 amino acids. The record is from RefSeq and is a predicted model, not a curated record. Lineage: Eukaryota; Metazoa; Chordata; Actinopteri; Syngnathiformes; Syngnathidae.